Molecule: messenger RNA, 1696 nt
Organism: Labrus mixtus (cuckoo wrasse)
Lineage: Eukaryota; Metazoa; Chordata; Actinopteri; Labriformes; Labridae
Gene: fgf9
Product: fibroblast growth factor 9
Exons: 4
Coding region: 442-1032 (196 amino acids)
Biological process (GO): animal organ morphogenesis; cell differentiation; positive regulation of cell population proliferation
Cellular component (GO): cytoplasm
Molecular function (GO): growth factor activity; fibroblast growth factor receptor binding
Source: RefSeq, a predicted model, not a curated record
AACAGACAGUUUGCAUGUCCCUCUCCGUCACAGGCCUGAUUGGGCGACAUACAAACCUCUUCACGUGCGAGGGGCCAGAGCGCUCCUAGACUCAUCGAUUCCCCCUGAAUAUCCCUUCAACGCACUCCAGCAUUAGAGGACAGACUUUAGACUGGAUCUGUUACAGCAGAAGAAGAAGUUAAAAAAGUUAGAAACGGGCUUCUUCAUGCGGAGAACAAAACUUAUCAAUGUUACUGAUGUGUCUCUGAUUAUGAUGUGUACAGCUGAGUAUCUCUGCGUGUCCCUGUCAGAGCUUCAGAGCAGAAGGAGGCGUUCAGGAGAUAAAAGCGGGAAGUAUGAGCGGAGGGGAUGAGCACAGACGACAGUGGAGUUCAGUAGCAUAAGAAGAAAGGUGCAACACAGCAGGCAUGAUAGUUGGUCGGACAUGAUCACUUGUGUCUGAUGAGUUUCAUUAUGAAUGUGUCGUCUCUGGUGCUGUUCCCCGCCGGCCUCCUGCUGCUCCUCGUUCUCUGUGUGCAAGCAAAAAAAAGCGAAGCAGGUGUCUCACCUGAGGAUCAUGGCAGCCGACUGCGAGGACUCUGGAAGCUCCACAUGAGGGACGCCCUGAAGGCAAAAGCUUCCGUUCCUCUCCCGGUCAAAGCCAGAGUGAAUCAGCAGCUGCUCUACUGUCGUGUCGGGAUCGGUUACCAUCUGCAGAUUCUGCCCGGCGGCUCCGUGGGAGGUGUCCACAGACCCACCGAGUUCUGUUGGCUGAAGGUGUUUGCAAUGAAACGCGGCGUGGUUGGAAUCCGAGGAGUUAAGAGCGGCCUGUACCUCUGCAUGAACCGAGACGGGCAGGCAUACGGAGCGGAGCAGUUCUCUGACGACUGCCUGCUGAAGGAGAACCUGGAGGAGAACCACUACACCACCUACUCCUCUCUGUCUCACCCGGGCCUCUAUCUCGCUCUGUCCACCAAAGGAGCGCUCAGGAAGGGCAACAGCGUGGGCCGAACCCAGGCCUGCACCCACUUCUUACCGCGGAAGACACCGUGAAAAGCAUCCACUGCUCUUCUAGAUAUGAAGCCAAAGCAGGAAUACAAAUUCAAACCAGGGACCUCCUCACUGUGAGGCGACAGCGCUAACCACUGCAGCCUAAACUUGAGAUCCACUGGGAGGAAUUAUUUGGAGAUUUACUUCCUUGUAAGAAACUCAGACAGUACUCAACCUCCCGUAGGAGACCCAACACACUUUGAGGAUCUUUCAUAAAUAACGGACGCUCAAUGUGUGAUCAUAGACUGGACAGGAAGUGGAAGUAGUGCCUGGUUGGACGCAGAAGUGACGUGAACCUGCAUGUGUUCUAACGGCCAGCAGGGGCAGCAUCCCCGGCUGCAAAGAGAACUUUCCAGGACAUUUUAAAUACGUGAACUUUUUCCAGAAUUAUUUAUUUAUUGUCUCGAGCAACGGCUUCAGGUCCUCGGUGUCCGGCUCUUCAUGGUGCUAAUGUAUAAAUGUUGGAGUUACCUCUUGUUCCAGCGUCCAGAAACAAUAAUUUAUGCAGCGUAAUUAUCUCAUAGAUGUAUAUUUAAUGAACGUGAACACACAGAAUCAUUUAUUAUGCUGAAUGUGAAACGUGUGUUUCAGUUCAAACUGUUCACUUUGAUCGUAUUCAUUUUAUUUUGAAGUUUUAUUUAUUUUCAUUGUGAAAUAAAAACAUCUA